CACACAAACAGCAGACGUGAUGAUGGUGGCUCAUCUGUGGGACAUGUCAAUGCUCCACCCCUCAGUUGCCCCUGUCAGGACUCAGGACGUCAUCUUCAGACGCAAUUGACUCUCGAGUAUAUAUUAUUGACGUCCGUGAGUGUUGCUCCUCAUUCAAGUCUGACUUUUUCGAAAUCUAGACCAGCGACUUGUCUUCCACGUCGACGCCCACCCAGCAAGACUACCCAGAUCCCUCCCUCCCUUGACUAGACGUUGUCAACAUGCAUUUCUCUAAGCCGCUGAUCCUGGCCUUUGCCGCGAGCGCUGCUGCUCAGACCGGUAUCAGCUCGGACAUCAACUCACUCAUCUCGGUUGCCACCUCCAUCGCCAGCGACAUAACCUCAGCUGCUGGCAGUGCUACUUCGGCCGCUGGCUCAGCCGUCACUUCGGCAGCGUCACUUGCGUCGUCGCUCGCAAGCAGCAUCCCCACCGGCGUCGAGUCACUCGUCUCAUCCGUCGAAUCCCAGGCUUCUUCCAUUUCUGCUGCCGCCUCCUCCAAAGUUGCCAGCCUCUCCUCCGUGGCAGCCACAGCUGGCCCCUCCGCCCAGAGCAGCCUCUCGAGUGAAAUCAGCAGUGUCCUGGCCAGCGCAAGCUCCGCAGAAAGCAGCGUUGUGAGCAGCGCCACCUCAGCAGCAUCCUCCUUUUUGACAUCGGCCUCCAGCACUGCUAGCAGGCUUUCAUCCUCUGCGUCGUCGGCUGCGUCGUCGGCUGCGUCAUCAGCGGCGAGCAGUGCCUCUGCUGCUGCAACCAGUGCAACCAGCGCAGCCGGUAACGGUGCGGCGGAUGGGUAUGCCGUGCCAGCUGUGGGAAUGAUGGGCAGUCUCCUCUUGGGAAUGGUCGCACUCUUGUAAAUAAGACUUGAAUUGAAUGGCCAAUAUGGUCACUUCGAUUGCGGUGGUUGAGUCUUCAUUGGGGAUUCUAUCUGCGAAUAAAACGCAUUCUAAUACUGUAACUUUGCAAUUAUCAGAACUUAACUUCUGGGCUCCCUUCCACGCUCGAAAACCUGUAAUUAUUAUGGGCCAGCCCUGGCUGUGAAUGGUGACUUUGAGAUUGUAUAACAUUGGAUUGAGAAUGUAUCAGUUCAGCCACUUACUUCUGGGUAAUGUGCCAACUGUACG
Cladophialophora immunda is the source of this 1157-nucleotide messenger RNA. RefSeq lists its product as uncharacterized. The coding region runs from base 261 to 890 and encodes 209 amino acids. The record is from RefSeq and is a predicted model, not a curated record. NCBI's taxonomy places the organism in Eukaryota, Fungi, Ascomycota, Eurotiomycetes, Chaetothyriales, Herpotrichiellaceae. The transcript has a single exon.